Molecule: messenger RNA, 3601 nt
Organism: Ostrinia furnacalis (Asian corn borer)
Lineage: Eukaryota; Metazoa; Arthropoda; Insecta; Lepidoptera; Crambidae
Product: Mothers against dpp
Exons: 2
Coding region: 1-1053 (350 amino acids)
Biological process (GO): BMP signaling pathway; anatomical structure morphogenesis; regulation of transcription by RNA polymerase II
Cellular component (GO): heteromeric SMAD protein complex
Molecular function (GO): RNA polymerase II cis-regulatory region sequence-specific DNA binding; DNA-binding transcription factor activity, RNA polymerase II-specific; I-SMAD binding
Source: RefSeq, a predicted model, not a curated record
AUGGACACACUUGCAAAGCAUAGGUCCACUACAAAAGCCAUCCUCCAAUUUCAGGUGUCCCACCGCAAAGGCCUCCCGCACGUAAUCUACUGCCGCGUGUGGCGUUGGCCCGACCUGCAGAGCCACCACGAGCUAAAGCCGCUCGAGAUCUGUCAGUAUCCCUUCAGCGCCAAGCAGAAGGAGGUAUGCAUCAACCCUUACCACUACAAGCGCGUCGAGAGCCCCGUCCUGCCCCCGGUGUUAGUUCCACGCCACUCGGAGUUCGCGCCGGGACAUUCGCUUCUACCCUUCCAGCGGACGACGGAGCCGGCUAUGCCCCAUAACGUAUCCUACUCUGGCUCAGGUUUUCCACCUUCCGCCAGCUCGGAACUCCCCGAUACGCCCCCGCCGGCCUACUCCCCCCCUUCGGACGACACCGAACCACCCGGGGAAGUCGCUCCCGUCUCCUAUCAGGAACCACUCUAUUGGGCGUCCGUAGCUUAUUAUGAACUGAACUGUCGAGUCGGGGAAGUGUUCCACUGCAGUUCUCAUUCGGUGGUCGUCGACGGCUUCACCGACCCGUCCAGCAACAGCGAUCGAUUCUGCCUCGGCCAGCUCAGCAACGUCAACAGGAACUCUACCAUCGAGAACACCAGACGUCAUAUAGGAAAAGGCGUGCAUUUGUAUUACGUGGGCGGCGAGGUGUACGCAGAAUGUCUAUCUGACGCAGCGAUAUUCGUGCAGAGCCGCAACUGCAAUCACCACCACGGUUUCCACCCGUCGACCGUCUGCAAGAUUCCCCCGGGUUGCUCGCUUAAGAUCUUCAACAACCGGGAGUUCGCUCAGCUGCUGUCCCAGAGCGUGAACCACGGCUUCGAAGCGGUUUACGAGUUGACCAAGAUGUGCACGAUUCGGAUGUCGUUCGUCAAAGGGUGGGGGGCCGAGUAUCAUCGCCAGGACGUGACGUCUACGCCUUGCUGGAUUGAGAUCCACCUCCACGGCCCGCUACAGUGGCUCGAUAAAGUCCUGACCCAAAUGGGCUCGCCCCACAACGCUAUCUCCUCGGUGUCUUAGCCGCGUUGCCGAGACCCCCCUCCCCACCGCAUCUUAUUGUAUUUCAAAUCUGGUAUUAGUGAAUCAAUCUCACGAAAGGGUGUCAUGUUUUGUGCAUUUCGUUGUUUUGUAAUUCGUAAAUUAUUCGGUUGCUUUUAGAGUAGGCGCACACCGUUGAUUUUUCGUCGGCCGAUAGUUUAGUCGGGCAGUUGACCAGUAUGGGCAAUGGGCAUGUAUGGGAGUGCGCACACUACGCCGAUUCGAUUUGGACGAUUCUUCAUACAUUUUAAAAUCGGGCACAACUAUCGGCCAACUAAAAAUCAACGGUGUGCACCUACUCUUAGAAAUCAGUUCCGCGUUUUCCGCGUAUCGGGAUAAAGUAACCCUACGUGAAGCCAAUAGUAGAUGAUAUAACCUUGUUUUAGGAUUAACCUCAGAUUACAUACGUAAUAUUAUAUAUUUUGAACUUUAAAGACAUUUAUGCUAGACUGAGAAUUAAAAUUACUACAAUCUCUGACUCGGCGCGAUAAUGUUAGCUUCACAGAUAUUGGCUGAAAGGUUCCCCCUAUUUUCGAAUGUUGCAGCUCAAAUGGCGUGCCCAAUGUAUUCGUAACUACAGACUUAGCGUUACUACUAUAAAGACAGAUACGAUAGACGUACGUUAUGAAAUAAUUAUACUCGUGUAUGUUUAUGACAAGGUAAAAGAUAUUAUUGGUGUACAUAGUGUUUUUAUUUUUGAAAAUGUUCGAUGUAAGUUUAUGGCAUCUAGUUUUCUUUGGCACAAAAGUUCGAAACUUGAAUAUUUACGAUAUUAUGUAAGUGAUGAUUAUACACAAAUAUAUUGUAGUUUAAGACAGAAUGUUAGUUUCGUAUAAAGUAUAUGUUUAGGAGCUUAUUGACGAAUGCAAUUUUUAUUAUUAUAACGUACAGUUAUAUUAUUAAAAGGGACAGUGGCUUUUUUAUUUAUGUAUAUUUAUCUCAUAGCUUUGAUAAUGAACGUAGUCGAUGAUCGCUUACCAUCAGAUCGGGUAUGCCCGAUUGCCGAUAUUUGUUUAUGAAAAUGUUUUAAAACAACAUAAAAAAUAAUGUUCUCCAAUUUAUGCAUAAAUAUUAAAAGCCACACCCCCAAAUGCAUAGUUUUAAGUAAUAUGUGUUCUAUAUUAUAAAUUUUAUGAAUAAGACAAACAGUACCAACUAACAUGUUAUGUCGUGAACAUAAUGUGCAUAUAAAUUAAUUAAUGUACUCUCAUGCUUACUGCUUUGAUGCCAAUCCUAAAUCUGUAAUAGUUUUCACAGGAACUGAAUAAUUAAAGGUGCAGAUACACAUGCUCAAUACUAGCACGAAAGCAUUCUACUAUUGAGUAAAAUGCUCCUUAGAAGCAUGUAUCGAAACAUUUGCUAACAAUAAGCAUUCUCAUUUGAAAUUGUUCGAGCGUACUUGUAUUAAGCAUGCUAAUAAGCAUGACACUUUACGUGCAUGUGUAUCGGUACCUUAAUAUUGCGCAAAAUGAUGGAUUAUAACGCUUGUCUGUCAUCAAAAAGUAAUGGUUUCUCACAUAAAACCAUAAUAGUGUUAUUUGGUGCUUUUGUUUCAACGUAUAUUCGUGCCAUUUCGGUAAAUUUUAAUCUUGAAUUUAUAGCAAAUAAAUUCAAAAUUUUUGCACUAGUGUUUAUGUGACCGAAUCCGAUUUUAUGCAACUAAAACGAUUGUUAUUGAUUAAGUUAAUUUUAUUCCAAGUAAGUUUAUGAAUAGGGUAUAGAGGGGCCACACGGAUAGCUUGAGAGAUUUGGCAGUCGACAACCCUGAAUUUCGUGUGUGACAUGAAAAGAAAACGUGCGCGUUAAACUAUAAACUUCAUUUUACUCUAAAUAGCAGCCACAAAUUUAUACAAAAUUAAAUCACCCUUUAUUACAGGGAUGUCUACAUGUAUGAAAAUAUGGCAAAGUUUGUUUUCACAUUUGUUUAGAAGUAAAAUAAUGUGUGAAUUUUGUUAAACAUGCGCUCAUUUGUCCACUAUUGAAAGUCUACUAAGUAAAAUGACUAACUUAUCAAGCUGCCCGUAUGUGGUCCCUCGUAGGGUGUAAAACAAAGCCUACUAGAAUUUUCUUUGUGAACCAAAUCGGGACAUCGUAUGCAGAACAAAAUAAAGAUGAAAUUGAUCUCAAAAUAUUGAUUAAGAUGGCUUUAGUUCCUCAAAAAGAGUGACUGUGAGGUGUCCCAACAAUGCCUUAGUAGCGCAAUUGUAUUGCAAAUAUUUUGAAAUAUUUACCGAGAAAUAUUAAACUUUAAAUAUUUUAACGUAACUUGGUACUAAAAUAGCUAAUAAUUAUAUUUCAGUACUAUUAAAAAAUUGUAUUUACAUAAUGAAAAAACUUAUAAAAAGAGGUCAGGUUCUUAUAAAACGGCCUGAAAUAUUUUAAGGCUUUCAUUUAGCUAAUACGAGUGAAAUAUACGAAUAAGUCCAAAUAGAAUGUUGAUAAAUCCGUGACUAUUUUUAUUUAUCGACUGCACAGUAAUCAGACAAAGUGAAAUCGUUAAAUUAAUUAAGUCGCAUUCAGGUUUAAUUAU